AUGGAAAGCGUUCUUCUUAAAGAACAGGACAUGUAUAAGAAGGCGCAUGAAAUCAUUCCACGCCUUGUUAAAUCAAGGAUGAUUCCACAGCUACCUGUGGACCUCACCAAGGAAGUGCUAUACCCAUCAAGCAGGAGUAAGGGAUUCACUUUCUGUGUAAUAUGCUGCAGACAUAUAAGCGCACGUUUCUUGAACCACAUGAAGACAGCUCAUAAUCAGUUUGAAGCUGGAAGUGACGAAUAUGAGGUACUUGUGCAUGUUUCUAGAGGCGUGACUGAAAAUUGCAAACGUGCAAUCCUGGAUCUAGAUCAAAUCUCCGAUCCAAAAACAUACGAAGAAUGGCAAAUAAUCAACGAAGUGGUGCACCAGAUGCGUUCUAGAGCUGUUCCCAUCUUAGGAAAGACCAAAAUCUGUCCGUAUGCUCGAUUCACAGGAAUGACCAACACACUGCGACUGUGUGAAUCACCAAAUGCGGAGGUUCUCCAAAAUACAUCAGAUAGGAGUGCUGCACCUAUCAUAGCCCAAGCAGAAGAGGUUUCUCGUCACUUUAUAUACUAUCACGCAGGCGACGUGGUUUACAAAGGCGGCCCAAAUGUUCACCCAAUUUUUCUACGAAAACCUAUGACUGAAAUCAUGUUCGCCCAUGAAUAUGAUGACUAUGACACAACUUACACAGAGCAGGCAUUCUCUCUGCCAAAGGGUGCACCGGAGUGGAUGCAGGAAGCCGACGUGAAUAUGGGAUUCUGGAGAAAAAUUAGCUUGCGUAAUCCUAGAAAACAUGUUGCUCUGCAGCAGUACGCAGAAUAUGUUAAAGAGCUGAAAUGCCAUUCAUUUGAAGAAAAGGAUCUGGGCGGGACCCACAGUUAUGUUAUGAAUAUUGCUCGCUUUAUGCUUGUGGCGAUGCGUGCAAGGCAACGGUACGGGAAAGAAGUCACUUUCGAUGAUAUGAUCUUCUCACAUGCUAUUUUCGACGAUUUUUUUGUGGUGCUCAAAACAGCUCACGUUACAUGCUCCACAAGACUCAAAUUUUCAAAAUCAUUACUACACAUGGUCAAGUUUCUGCAGGAGAAAAGUGAUUUCUAUGUUAUUGGAAACAGCUUGAGAAAACAAGCUCUCGAGACUGGGUUCAAACUCCUGAGUCAUCGCAUCAGACUACUUAAAGAGGAAGAGCGAUUCAGGAAAUCACUAGAAGGCAUCGCUUAUGUCCCACGAAAAGCAAACUCCGAAUCCGCCUUCGACUCUCCUCAUUGGAACCGUCUUCUCACCGCGCUUCGCGCUGAUGGAGUCUCAGGAAAGUUCGUUUGCCAACUUGAUGACAUGAACGGACAACUGAAAACCAGCAGGAUGUACAACACCGUUUGA
Molecule: messenger RNA, 1362 nt
Organism: Necator americanus (New World hookworm)
Lineage: Eukaryota; Metazoa; Nematoda; Chromadorea; Rhabditida; Ancylostomatidae
Exons: 11
Coding region: 1-1362 (453 amino acids)
Source: RefSeq, a predicted model, not a curated record